Panonychus citri (citrus red mite) is the source of this 1580-nucleotide messenger RNA. Its product is annotated as liprin-beta-2-like. Gene Ontology annotation, molecular function: protein binding. The transcript is spliced from 5 exons. Gene Ontology annotation, cellular component: presynaptic active zone. Bases 397 to 1212 code for a protein of 271 amino acids. Lineage: Eukaryota; Metazoa; Arthropoda; Arachnida; Trombidiformes; Tetranychidae. Gene Ontology annotation, biological process: neuromuscular junction development. The record is from RefSeq and is a predicted model, not a curated record.
UUUGUUUCAAAGAUCAAAUGGUUACCCAAUUCUCGUUCUUUUCUCUACCAAUUCAAAGGGUUUGUUUCUCUAAAUUCUACAGAGAGAAAAUUCCAAUUACCGGUUACCAUGACAACGACGGGGAAAAGAAGCACUGGUAAUUUAAUGGUCACUUCGUUCAAUUAUCAUCACCUUUUUUGGCUACAGUUUGGAAAAUGGAAGCAAAAAAUUGAGUUUACGUUUUGUGUUGCGAAAAAAAGAUUUUCAUCUCUGUGAUGAUUUUCUGUAAAUGGAUCCGAGAAUUGAUCAGAUCCGAUACCCGAUUCCGGAGAAAACAAUGAAAAGGUGUAAAUUCUAAUUGUCAACUGGUUUUUAUUUUUUCCAAUUGAAUCGAUUUUGUUUGUCAAGAAAAAAAAAAUGAAUGAUUGUGAUCAAUUGGCUCAAGCAGCUUCUAAACUUGACUACCUGUGGGUUGCUCGUUGGUUAGAUGAUAUUGGUUUACCACAAUUUAAAGAGAAUUUUCUAAACACCAGGAUUGAUGGUUCACGAUUACAUAAAUUAACUAUUCAAGAUUUGAUUCAAUUAAACAUUACCAAUAAGCUACACUAUUGUAGCAUCAGAAGAGGUAUACAAGUUUUAAGGGAGCAAAAAUUUGAAGCCAAUUGUUUGGAAAGACGAUCUGUUUCUAAUGAUAAAAUGGAUGGAAUCAAUUAUAAUCCAUCUUCUAUUGCCUUAUGGACUUCUCAUCGAGUCAUGGAAUGGUUAAGAUGUAUUGAUCUCUCCGAAUAUACUUCAAGUUUAAGAGGUAGUGGUGUUCACGGUGCUCUUAUCAUUCAUGAACCUGCAUUUGAUGCUGAUCUGUUGGCUUCACUUUUAGGAAUUCCAAGUUCAAAAUCUCUCCUAAGAAGAUACAUUUACACCAGUUUAAACAAUUUAAUUGGACCCGAACUUGUUCAGGUUAAAAAAGAUUAUCGCUCAAAGAAUUUAUCUCCAAUAAUAUCCACAAAAAUAUCUAAACAAAAAGAUAACCUGAACAAAUUGAUGAACUUUUUGGUAUCGAUUAAAACAAGUCGAUUUAAUUUACUGAAACGACGGAGUAAACCCGAAUUCCAAUCCAAUGAACUGGUCUGUCCAAUGGUCAAUUCCGUCGAUAACACAUCAUGUCCAGUUCAUCGUAAACCAAACACUCCUGUUAAAGUUAACAACGUUUCAAAUGGUGAUCACAACAAUUAAAUGGCAUUUAUAUCAACAAUAUAUUUAUAUAUACAAUAUCAAUUGUAAAUUAUUUUACUUCAUUUUCCAAAAAUUUAUAUUCAACAAUUAACUUAAUUUAUAUAUAUAAUCAAUCACUUCAAAGGAAAGUCAAGAAAACUGUUAUUUUAUCAAUAACUUUUAAUUACACCACCAAAACACCAAAUUAUUUGGUGAUAAGUUUUAAUUUGAAAACUUGAUUAUCAAUAUAUUUUGAUGAGAGAAUCACUUAUAUAUAAAAAAAAAUAAUAUAACAACCUAAAUGUAAACUUUGUCUUUAUUGACAAUUUGAUUAACCAAAGAAAUUAAUUUUCCCCAAUUAAUUAAAUGUCAUAUGAAAUGAUCAGAAA